AUGAAUCUGCUCAGGCUUGGCACUCACGGAAACAACCCUGCGUCUUCCUGGCUUGUGAAACUCGGUUUUCUUUGGCUUCUUUGUCAGAACUGUUGCAGAGCUAGUGCUGUUUGGACUGCUUACAUGAACAUAUCCUUUCACGUUGGGAAUCGUAUGUUGUCGGAGUUGGGGGAAACCGGAGUCUUUGGAAGAAGCUCCACUUUGAAGAGAGUGGCAGGAGUUCUCGUGCCACCAGAAGGGAAAACUCAAAAUGCGUGUAACCCCACUACCAGUUUCCGAAGAUCAAAGAACUCCGAGACCUGGCUCGCACUCGUUGAACGGGGAGGUUGUACCUUCACGCAGAAAGUCAAGGUAGCCGUUGAGAAGGGAGCCAGGGGCGUGAUCAUCUACAACUUUCCCGGAACUGGUAAUCAGGUUUUUCCCAUGUCUCAUCAGGCGUUUGAAGACAUCGUCGUGGUGAUGAUCGGUAACCUGAAGGGCAUGGAGAUUUUACACUUAAUUCAGAAGGGAGUUCACGUCACAGCUAUAGUUGAGGUGGGGAGAAAACACAUCAUCUGGAUGAAUCACUAUUUUGUGUCUUUUGUGAUUGUCACAACUGCUACUUUAGCAUAUUUCAUCUUUUAUCAUAUUUGGAGACUUUGGGUAGCAAGGAUUCAGAACCGGAGAUGGCAGCGGUUAACGACCGAUCUCAAGAGAGCCUUUGGCCAGCUCCAGCUUCGGGUGCUGAAGGAAGGGGACGCGGAAAUCAGUCCCAACGGAGAUAGCUGCGUAGUUUGCUUCGAACCCUAUAAGCCUAACGAUACAGUUCGUAUUCUCACUUGUAAACACUUCUUCCACAAGAAUUGCAUCGACCCCUGGCUUCUGGCCCAUGGGACAUGUCCUAUGUGCAAAUGCGACAUUCUUAAAGCUUUGGGCAUUCAGGUGGAUGUUGAAGAUGGAACGGAAUCUUUGCAAGUUCUCAUGUCGAAUGAAUUGUCUGGUAACCUCCCUAGCGAAGAGGGGACAAACAACGAACCUCCUCCUGCGAGAGAGUCCGACAAAGUGACCAGUGUGGUGGAGGAGGAGGAGCCCACUCCUCAGAAUGACAGCCAGCCUCCUGCGGUAGCAGAAGAUGUUCCUCCUUCACCUUGACAGCAUGGCCUUUGAGGAAGUGGAUUA
This is a messenger RNA of Neogale vison (American mink), 1158 nucleotides long. It is a transcript of the gene RNF133, whose product is annotated as ring finger protein 133. The coding region runs from base 1 to 1131 and encodes 376 amino acids. The transcript has a single exon. The record is from RefSeq and is a predicted model, not a curated record. Lineage: Eukaryota; Metazoa; Chordata; Mammalia; Carnivora; Mustelidae.